Messenger RNA from Exophiala bonariae, 4509 nucleotides. RefSeq lists its product as uncharacterized. Gene Ontology annotation, cellular component: cytosol. NCBI's taxonomy places the organism in Eukaryota, Fungi, Ascomycota, Eurotiomycetes, Chaetothyriales, Herpotrichiellaceae. The transcript is spliced from 3 exons. The record is from RefSeq and is a predicted model, not a curated record. Gene Ontology annotation, biological process: inositol phosphate biosynthetic process; inositol metabolic process. Gene Ontology annotation, molecular function: 5-diphosphoinositol pentakisphosphate 1-kinase activity; diphosphoinositol pentakisphosphate kinase activity; inositol hexakisphosphate kinase activity. The coding region runs from base 1 to 4509 and encodes 1502 amino acids.
AUGGACUCUUUUUCCCAUUCUCCUCUUCGGCGAACUUCCACCAGUACAUCCGACAACGAUUUGGAUGACACAGCUUCUCUGACUGCCGUCUAUUCUGCUGGUUCUUCGACUUCUUCCCGUCAGCAGCCACCGCAACCACGGCUGCCAGGACGAGCCCCAUCAUCUCAUUCCUUGUUAGCUUCAGGUUCAAUCAAGAACUCCGACAUCAGAAAGGGUGCACAUGCCGAAACUACAAAGGCAUCCGCAGACCGUUCUAGCAUUAGCAUGCCACCGCCCUCCACCAAACCUUCAGUCGAUCGGAGACUGUCUACGUCAUUGAAUUCGAUCAAAUUUCAACGCAAGUCAGAAGAAGUCCCAAGAAGCCCGCCUGCUUCGGUCAAGAGCUUUGACGAUAGGCUUCCAUUUGGUGCUUCACCAACUGCUCAAACCUCUACUGCGUUUGACUCAACCGUGAUCACCACUGCUUCAUCUCCAAAUGCUCCAGGUCUGCCCGUGCUCUCGCCUCCAGCCCUUGAUCCAAGCAUUCCUAAUCUUUUGGAUACAGUUUCAACUACUUCUUCUCAGGUCAGCACCUCUUCCCAGGCUCCACGAAGUGAACCAUCUCUCUCGGUGGGUCAAUCUUCAGCCUUAUCGACAAAGACCGAUACCCCGGACACCGCUCUACCAACAAGGACCUCGAGGACCACAAAUCCCAGAUCCGUGUCUUCCAGCAGACGCCUAAGUACUACUGGCUCGUCCAAAAACGACAGUAUUGGAUCCGAGAACAAGAUGGCCUAUGGCCGGAUUGGUGUUUGUGCUCUUGACAUCAAAGCGAGAAGUCGACCCAGUCGCCAAAUUUUGACCCGCCUUCAAGGCGAUGGUGACUUUGAAGUCAUUGUCUUUGGUGACAAAGCAAUACUCGAUGAAGAUGUUGCCAAUUGGCCAAUAUGUGAAUUUCUGAUUUCCUUCUUCUCCGAUGGAUUUCCACUCGACAAAGCUAUAGCAUACGUAAAAUUGCGCAAACCGUUUGUCGUCAAUGAUCUCAGCAUGCAGAAAGUUUUGUGGGAUCGCAGACUCUGUUUGAAAAUACUGGACCAGAUGCAAAUUCCGACUCCUAAAAGGAUCGAAGUAACUCGUGACGGGGGGCCAAAGCUCGAAUCUGCAGAUCUUGCACAACGUGUCAAAACGUUGACCGGUGUGGUUCUAGAAGGAUCCCCAGACGGCACUGGUGGGGGAACUCCUCCAACAAACAAAGUGUCUCUCAUUGAUGAUGGUGAUACCUUGAUUGUUGAUGGAAAAGUGUUCAAAAAACCGUUCGUUGAGAAGCCCGUCAACGGCGAAGACCACAAUGUCAUCAUUUAUUUCCCCCGAAGUCAAGAAGGCGGUGCUCGACGAUUGUUUCGGAAAAUUGGAAACAAGUCCUCUGAAUUCGACCCCGACUUGAUUACUCCGAGAUGCAUCACCGAACCCGACAGCAGUUACAUCUACGAGCAAUUCCUUAAGACUGAAAAUGCCGAGGAUGUCAAGGCCUACACUGUCGGCUUCAAUUAUUGCCAUGCGGAAACUCGAAAGUCCCCCGUGGUGGAUGGCUUGGUGCGAAGAAAUACACAUGGUAAAGAACUCAGAUACGUUACCAAUCUGACAGAUAUCGAAAAAGAUAUGGCCUCCAAGGUAGCCCGCGCUUUCGGACAGAGAAUCUGUGGCUUCGAUAUGCUGAGAACCACCACUUCCAGCUACAUCAUUGAUGUCAACGGAUGGAGUUUCGUCAAAGACAAUGAGGCAUACUACAAUGACUGUGCUAGAAUUUUGAAAGGGAUUUUCAUCUCUGAGAGAUUCAAACAAGAAACGACAAGCUUGGAAGAGCCCUCUCCGACUUCAGCGGGUUCUCACCACCACAGCCGCCAGAACACAAGCCACUCGCAUCGCUCUGCCCUGAAAACGAUUCUCAAAUCCCCUAGCAUGACGAAGCUUUCACAACACAUGCCCCAUUCCUCCAGACAUCAAAGUUCAACCACAGGAUCCCCCAAGACGAGUGCAAUGACCACGCCCCUGAGUUCUCCCCCGACAAUGGAGAAGACGACAGUGUCUAUUCUACCAUCCCCAGUGCUUGAGAAAGCAGAGCUGCCUCCGCCAGUAGUUACGGAUCCUGAUUUGACAGCGAGUGCAACAGUGUCGGGAACAACUCUUGAGUCCCAAGAAGCCGAAGCUCCCAUGCCGAUGGCGAAACAUUCCUGGAAGUUGAAGGGUGUCGUCACGGUUAUCAGACAUGCCGAUCGGACACCGAAGCAGAAAAUCAAGUUUACUGCUCAUUCCCAAGUCUUUGUGGAUCUCCUGAAAGGUCAUCACGAGGAAGUCCUGCUCAAGGGCGAGGCCGCUCUAGCAAGCGUUGAGGCGGCUGUCAAAACAGCGCAGAGAGAAAAACUUGAAGAUCCCGUCAAGCUGAAAACUCUUCGCAAUGCUCUUGCCAAGAAAGGAGGUCAACCAGGAACGAAGGUUCAGAUCAAACCCAUGUUUCGUAAACGACGACCGAAUGAAUUACUUCCCAGUACGCAAGAAGAAGCAGAAGCUGGCCAUGAAGCGCGUAAGGCAUCCGUACCAGAUAAGUCUCAGUCGGAUCCUCUGGAAUCACCUGGUCUUGAUCCCCUCUCUCACACAGACUCGAAAGAAGUUCACCGGAUUCAGACAAGGAGUGAUUCAAUCUCGGGGACUACAUUCUCACGCUUUUCGGCCGCAGAGAACGACCUGAUCCUCGACAAACUUCAAUUAGUCAUGAAGUGGGGAGGUGAACCUACCCAUUCGGCCAGAUAUCAAUCACAAGACCUCGGAAGCAAUAUGCGAGAUGACUUCAAAUUACUCAACAAGGAGGUGUUAGAAGACGUUAGGAUUUUCACCAGUUCGGAGAAACGUGUCAGGACAAGUGCGCAGAUAUGGGCUGCUGCUUUCUUGAACCGCGAGGACAUUCCGGAAGAUUUCAUCGCGGUCAGAAAAGACUUGUUAGAUGACUCGAAUGCCGCAAAGGAUCUUAUGGACAAAGUCAAAAAGAAGCUUAAGCACCUUCUUCGAGAGGGCAGUGUUCCUGAAGAAUUCGCCUGGCCGAAGGAUGUCGCCGAGCCGGUUGUUGUUAUGCAAUCGGUGAUCGAUCUACUCAAAUUCCAUCGUCGUGUGAUGCGACACAACUUUAAGAAACUCGCAGGCGGCGCAGCAGCAUCACUUGCUGCUAUUAAUGGAUCAACAGAAUCGAAAGAUGCAAAGGAACAAAACAAGGAGCUCGUAACGGUUGCAUCAAUUCAGUCUAGGUGGUGUACUGGCGAAGAUGCCGAGCUCUUCAGGGAACGUUGGGAGAAGCUCUUCUCGGAAUUUUGUGACACAGAGAAAGCCGAUCCAAGUAAGAUCUCGGAACUUUAUGACACAAUGAAGUACGAUGCACUGCACAACAAACAAUUUCUCGAAUGGGUCUUUACACCCAGUCAAUCACUCCUGGAUGCAUUGACCAAAGAGGAAGAAGCCUUGUCAUCAAACACCUCGCCAGAAUCCGAGAGGGCGGACGACUCCUCUCCUCCAGCGCAAAAUGGUCGCCAUGAUAGUGUGGCUUCGGUUACAGGCCAUCGAUUUUCACAGAAAAUUAAGCUGAGGAGACAAUCAGUAAUGAGACAGCCAGUUUCAUCCCCUCCCCUUGCGUCUUACGAACAAGGAGCUUCAUAUUUCAAGCUCUUCAGCGGUUCCGGGGAUAGCAAAUCGAAACAAGACCAGCGUCUGGGGCGCUUGAGAGAGUUGUAUCGGUAUAGCAAGAUCCUCUUCGACUACAUCGGACCUCAAGAGUAUGGAAUCAGUGAUCACGAAAAGCUCGAGAUCGGACUUUUGACCUCACUGCCACUUUUGCGCGAGAUCGUGGAUGACUUGGAAGAACUCCAAGCCUCUGGGGAUGCCAAGUCCUUCGUCUACUUCACCAAAGAGUCACACGUUUAUACACUCCUCAAUUGCAUUAUGGAAGGUGGGAUUCAUACUAAAAUUAAGCGUUCUACAAUUCCCGAACUGGACUACCUCUCACAAAUAUGCUUCGAACUCUACGAAGCCAAGGAUGUGGAGAAAGCCGAGUCGACUUAUUCAAUCCGUAUCUCGAUCUCUCCUGGAUGUCACACUGUCGAUCCACUCGACGUCUCGUUAGAUUCUAAGCACGCCAUUGGCAGCGCGUCAAGGCGUUCGUUGACAGAUCACCAAGAUUGGAAAGAAGUUCUUUCAACUUUAAAGGCGAAGUUCAAUACCGUCGAACUGCCCAAGAGCUUCCUUGCCGUCAAUGUCAGUGAAAAACACGAACAGGAAGCGGAGCGAAGAGCAAGUAUGCUGCAAACCGAACAGGCGAAAAAGGGUGAUGAAGAAGGUGUACAGAAUACCUCGAACGGUAGUGCUGGCACAACAGAUGGGGCUACUGCUCUCACCAACCCCAUUAUCAAAGUCAACUCGGGAGAAAUGGUCCCAGCCCCGGUGCUGGGCUCUUCAGUCACAACAGAUCUGGAAGCCAAUGGGCACUGA